Messenger RNA from Brugia pahangi, 1641 nucleotides. The record is from the annotation of a GenBank genome assembly. NCBI's taxonomy places the organism in Eukaryota, Metazoa, Nematoda, Chromadorea, Rhabditida, Onchocercidae.
AUGCUCUUCAUUGGUGGUUUACCGGUAUUUUAUAUGGAAUUAGUCCUUGGUCAAUUUCAUCGUUCUGGUUGCAUAAGUAUUUGGAAAAAGAUUUGUCCAAUGUUCAAAGGUAUCGGUUAUGGUAUAUGUUUCAUAUGUACCUUUAUUGCUUGCUUCUAUAAUGCAAUUAUUGCGCACGCCUUAUACUUCUUGUUUAAAUCUUUACAGUCGGAAGUACCAUGGAAAACAUGCAACAAUCCAUGGAAUACACCGUUAUGCGCAAUUAGUCUAAAUGGUUCAAAUAGUGCAGUUGCAAUCAAUGAAAGCAAUCAAUUGAAUAGAAAAUUAAGGACACCAUCUGAGGAAUUCUUCCUAUUUAAUGUAUUGGAAGAAAAUCAUUCCAGUGGUUUUAAUGAUCUUGGUGGUAUUAAGCCAUCGUUAGCUUUAUGCCUCACUAUUGUUUUUAUUCUUGUUUAUUUUGCUCUCUGGAAAGGACCGCGAAGUAGCGGGAAAUGUGUAUGGAUAACAGCCACUGCACCAUACAUAAUUUUAUCAGUGUUAUUCGUCCGUGGAAUCACUUUACCUGGUGCAUCAGUUGGAAUAUAUUAUUAUUUGAUGCCAAAUUUUAAAAUGCUUCUUGAUAUCGAUGUUUGGACAGCAGCUGCCACCCAAAUUUUCUUUUCACUUGGCCCUGGAUUUGGUGUAUUACUUGCAUUAAGUAGUUAUAAUGAUUUUCGAAAUAAUUGUUAUCGGGAUGCACUGGUAACAUCAUUUAUUAAUUGUGGUACUUCAUUUUUUGCUGGUUUUGUAAUAUUUGCAACUCUUGGCUAUAUGUCAACCAUAACAAAUUUACCGGUUAAUGAGGUAGUAGGCGAUAAUGAUGCUAAUAUCAUCUUUAUUGUCUAUCCACAAGCAAUUGCUACAAUGUCAUAUGCAAAUUGUUGGUCUUUCAUAUUUUUUGUCAUGUUAAUUACUCUUGGCAUCGAUAGUACGUUCAGUGGAAUUGAAGCAUUGAUUACGGGAUUCUGUGAUGAAUAUCCGGAAGUGCUAAUACGGAGACGUGAAAUAUUCGUGGGUAUCGUAAUCGUUGCCUAUUAUUUCGGUAGUCUUCCAACUAUUACUUAUGGUGGCAAAUAUAUCAUAUCAUUCCUUGAUGAAUACGGUGUAUCAUUAUCAGUAUUAUUUAUUGUAAUGUGUGAAAUGAUUGCCGUUUGCUGGUUUUAUGGAAUACAACAAUUUAGCCAAGAUAUUCAACAAAUGCUUGGCUUUUAUCCAGGAUUAUAUUGGAGAGUUUGCUGGACAUGUUGUCCAGUUGUCAUCACUACAAUAUUCUUAUUGACCAUUUAUAAAACAUCACUGGAACCGAUGACCAUUGGGUCGUAUACAUAUCCACAGUGGAGUGCUUAUUUUGGAUGGUUUCUACGUUUAACAUCAAUUCUCAGCAUUCCAUUCUUUGCAAUCUAUUAUUUCUGCAUUGCUAAAGGAACCAUAAAAGAACGCUGGCAAUUUCUGAUAAAACCACAACAAAGUAUCUAUUCUCAGACAUCAUCAAUAGCGCCAUCGACACUGCUGCAACGUGAUUUGCCAACCACUGAUACCAAGGAUAGUGCACCUGAUAAAAAUGAAACUCCAAUGGCUACCAAUAAUACCAUCCAUUUGUAG